GGAGCGUGUGGUCCUGGCUUCGCCUCACCUCUGGAUGCCAUGAAAGGUCCCCGGGAGGAGAUUGUGUAUGUGCCCUGCAUCUACAGGAACACAGGGAGGAAGAAACCUGACUUUCUGGCCACUGUGGAUGUCAACCCCCAAUCUCCACACUACUGUGAGGUGAUCCACCGCCUGCCCAUGCCCAACGUGGGGGACGAGCUGCACCACUCGGGGUGGAAUACCUGCAGCAGCUGCUUCGGGGAUGCCACCAAGAAGCGCAACCGCCUCAUCCUCCCCAGCUUCAUCUCCUCCCGCAUCUACGUGGUGGACGUGGGAACCGACCCACGAGCUCCCAGGCUUUUCAAGGUUGUCAACCCAGAGGACGUGUUCUGGAAGUGCAGCCUGGGCUACCCCCACACCUCCCACUGCCUGGGCAGUGGUGAAAUCAUGAUCAGCACCCUGGGAGACCCGGCCGGCAGCGGGAAAGGUGGCUUUAUUCUGCUGGAUGGAGAGACCUUUGAGAUCAAGGGGAACUGGGAGAAAGGGGACAAGAUCCCUGCAAUGGGUUAUGACUUCUGGUACCAGCCACGCCAUAAUGUCCUGAUCAGCACUGAAUGGGGAAUCCCAAAAUGCCUGGGAUAUGGAUUUGACCCAACUGAUCUGAAGAAAGGGCGCUACGGACGCCACCUCAACGUGUGGGACUGGACCACUCGCACCUACAUCCAGGCCAUUGACGUGGGUGAGGACGCGGCGCCCCUGGAGAUCCGCUUCCUGCACAACCCCGACGCCGCCGAGGGCUACGUGGGCUGCACCAUCAGCAGCGCCAUCCACCGCUUCUACAAGACCAAGCACGGAGACUGGGCGGCCGAGAAGGUGAUCCAAGUCCCCAGCAAAAAGGUGGAGGGAUGGCUCCUCCCGGACAUGCCAGGCUUCAUCACCGACAUCCUCAUCUCGCUGGACGACAGGUUCCUGUAUUUCAGCAACUGGCUGCACGGGGACAUGCACCGGGCGGCGUGGGAAAUCCGCCAGUACGACAUCUCCAACACCCGCGAGCCCAAGCUGGUGGGGCAGGUCUUUGUGGGUGGCAGCAUCACCAAGGGAGGACCCGUGACCGUGUGCAGGGAUGAAGAGCUGCAGAGCCAGCCAGACCCGUUUGUCAUCCAGGGGAAGAGGGUGCCGGGGGGACCCCAAAUGAUCCAGCUCAGCUUGGAUGGGCAGAGGCUGUAUGUCACCACGUCCCUCUACAGCGCCUGGGACAGGCAGUUCUACCCCAACCUCAUUGAGGACGGCUCCGUCAUGCUGCAGCUGGACGUGGACACAGAGCGCGGCGGCCUGACGGUCAACCAGAGCUUCCUGGUGGAUUUUGGGAGGGAGCCCGACGGGCCCUGCCUGGCGCACGAGAUCCGAUACCCCGGAGGGGACUGCACCUCCGAUAUCUGGGUCUAG
Nestor notabilis (Kea) is the source of this 1425-nucleotide messenger RNA. Its product is annotated as selenium-binding protein 1-A-like. The record is from RefSeq and is a predicted model, not a curated record. NCBI's taxonomy places the organism in Eukaryota, Metazoa, Chordata, Aves, Psittaciformes, Psittacidae. Gene Ontology annotation, molecular function: selenium binding.